Messenger RNA from Exaiptasia diaphana, 1912 nucleotides. RefSeq lists its product as uncharacterized. Gene Ontology annotation, biological process: gamma-aminobutyric acid signaling pathway; G protein-coupled receptor signaling pathway. The transcript is spliced from 5 exons. The coding region runs from base 56 to 1813 and encodes 585 amino acids. Lineage: Eukaryota; Metazoa; Cnidaria; Anthozoa; Actiniaria; Aiptasiidae. Gene Ontology annotation, molecular function: G protein-coupled GABA receptor activity. Gene Ontology annotation, cellular component: G protein-coupled receptor heterodimeric complex; membrane. The record is from RefSeq and is a predicted model, not a curated record.
CCUAGAAGACUCAACGACUCUCGUUUACCAAUACGAACAUUGCAAUUCAAAAUACAUGACCACGUGGCUCUAUGUCAUCCUUGGAUACAAAGUCUUGAUCUUAUUGGUUGGCUGCUUUAUUGCUGUAGUAACACGCAAAGUGAAGGCCAGGGCACUAAACGACUCGCAGCUAAUUGGUUCAAGCAUUUACGUCAUCACUGCAUCAGCACUGAUGGGAUUACCAUUGGUGUUCCUGAUUCCAGACAAAAAUGCAGUCGUGGCUGUUUUAUGUUUUGCUCUACUUCUUCCAACUACGAUCUCUUUGUGUAUUAUAUUCAUUCCCAAGAUGUUUAUGAUCAGGAAACACUCUCAAGAACCAAUCCCACUUAAGUCUUUGUCGGUCAUGCGCAAUACGAAUGACAUCAACAUCCAAUCACGAGACUUCUCCGGACGUGACGCUAAUGCGAAAGAAGAUCGCAAGGCUCUACAUAAUACUUCUCUAGAAGCUGAGGAUUUCGAUGGGUACAACGACAGUGUUGCUAGUACACCACAAUCUGCAAGGAAGCAUUUCACCUUACGCUCAAACACGUUUCAAGACUUAUCAGAAARCCCYAAACAACGACCAGGCAACCAGCAUCGUAGAUAUAACACCAUUUCAGUCCCUUCAAAGCAAACUACCUUGAACCCGAGACCAAAACUAGACGACAAUCAUCACAUCGAUCUUAAAGUUGAGAAUGCUAGUCUAAGAAGAAAGCUUCACCACACGAAGAUUACUGAGGCUGGUAAAAUGUGUAAGGUGCUGUACGAAAACGCAGAAUUAAAUAGAAAACUUGUCGAGGUAAGCAUGACACAAAACCAAGACCAUGACAUCACAGACACCGUUUCACGCCUAAUGAAAGAAAACAAUGAGCUGAAAAGACAACUUGGUGAAGUAAGCAUAUUGAACUCUGCCGCGACUGAUACGACUCCUCGCAUGAAAAGAAAAGGAAURGAACACAACAAACGAGAUUUGAAAGAGCUUCAACACUUGUUAGAAGUUGACCUUGGAGGAGGAAGGGCGAGCUCAUUACGAUCCAACAAUAAACGACCUCCUACGAUCGGCCUGUCACAGUCCUCCCUGAACCUUCUAGAUACAAAGGAAACCCGCCAUGACAUAGCAGGAGAUAGUAAUAGCGAAAAAUGUGAAAAGAUUGGCAAUCUGAACAAUAACGAAGAGAAUACAAAAAGUGUCGAAAAUAUUGAAAGCACYGAUAUCCUUUUAAAUCCAAGUAACGAUAAUAAAACAGAAGAAAUAAUGGAAGCUACAACACGAAACGAAAAUAAAGACAUCAAAGAAAACGAGCCAAUAGGAGAGCAAGAUAAUCACGGAUUCCUUGAGGACUCCACAACCGCUGAUCAAAGCUCAGAACAUUCACAUGAACUAGCUUUAGGCAAAAAUUCAGAAUCAAUGACUUUGGAUAAACUGAUGUUUGAUGAAUAUGCGAAAAGCAAAACUAAAGAACUGCUGGAGAAAGGCUCAGUACAUAUCAACCCACCAUUUGACAAUCCAACGUUUGAGGGAGAAAAAGAAGACGUUCGGAAAUCCGAAAACGGGCGGAACCUAUCCGAAAACGKUACRAAGCRCGACUUAAGCGAGUCGAAAGAAACCCGGACUGUUAUCGGCUGUGACGAUAGUGAAGCUAAAAAAUCCUACCAAUCUCCCUCGGUCAUAGAAACGAACAAUUCUGACGAAAAAACUGGUGAAGAAGGAUGUGGUAUUGUCAGAAAACAAAGGAAAUCUAAAAGAGAUAAGAAAACGAAAAUAGAAAAAGUUGAAAAGACKUUUUUUGUAUGAAAUAUGGGAAAUCAAUAUUKCAAUAAAAACAUAUMUAUAAUACAAUCCUGUUAUGCAAUGAUGCUAAAACCUACUCAACAAAAAAAUGCCAGCGGCAAA